Lycium ferocissimum is the source of this 1942-nucleotide messenger RNA. RefSeq names its product putative F-box/LRR-repeat protein At4g00320. Bases 1 to 1494 code for a protein of 497 amino acids. The record is from RefSeq and is a predicted model, not a curated record. Gene Ontology annotation, molecular function: protein binding. The transcript is spliced from 2 exons. NCBI's taxonomy places the organism in Eukaryota, Viridiplantae, Streptophyta, Magnoliopsida, Solanales, Solanaceae.
AUGAGGAGCCCUGAUGCAAGAAAGCGAUUCAGGACUAAAUUUACUCAACAUCAAAAGGAAAGAAUGUUCGAAUUUGCUGAAAGAGUUUGGUGGAAAUUGCAGAAGCGAGAUGAAGAGCUGAUUAGCGAGUUUUGCAGAAAAAUAGGAGUAGAAAAACGCGUUCUUAAGGUAUGGAUGCACAAUAAUAAGAAGAAUGCUACUUUGGGCAACAGAUAUCAGCAACCCGCUGCAACGACCAACGGGACAGCCACAGCAGACAUAUUGCCUGAAUGCCUCAUUCAAAAAAUACUUUGUUAUCUUAGUUAUAAAGAAGCAGCCAAUAAGAGCAUUCUCUCCAAAACAUGGCUGCAAGCCUGGUUGAGUCUUCCCGACUUGAAAUUUGCAGCUGCUUAUUUCAAAGGCAAUACAAAAGUAGUUGAUAAUAUCAUGGAGAGAUAUAGGGUCAGGAAAAUCCCCAUAGAAAAGUUUGAAUUAUCAUACUCUGGUUUUUCUUUCCCUCUGAUUUAUAAGUGGCUUUACAGUGCACUUCAAAAUGGUAUAAAAGAAGUAGUGGUUAGAGAUACUCGUGACUUUUUCCUAUCAUUCCCUUUUCCUUUUCCUAUUUUCAAAGUCUUGGCAGCAAAAUCUUUAAGAGAACUGGUUUUGAGUGGUUGUGAUCUGAUCUGUGUUUCAUUAUCGAGUGGUGUGUCGAACUGUCAUUCUUUGAGAAAGCUUUCUCUAUCUAUGGUCCGUUUAGACGAUAACAUGCUUCAAACUCUACUUAACAGUUGUCCCUUGAUUGUCAGUUUCAUCCUUGAGUAUUGUUAUGGGUUGGAAAAGAUUGAGCUGUUUAAUCUUCAAAAGAUAAAAUCUCAAUCCCUGAAGGUCUUAGAGAUUCGGGAUUGUAAGGGCAUAGGGGAGAUUGAUUCUUCAAAUUUGGUAUCACUUGAGUAUAUGGGAAAUAAAAUUCCUGAACUUAAAAUGGCAAGUGAGUCAAGCCAAUUGAAGAACUCAAAAAUAUUUCUUAAAUGCUUCAAGAAUUUAAAUGCUGCAUGGUUUUGUAAGUUGAGGAAGUUUCUAUCAAAUUCUAUCUCUUGGUCUCAAGUUUCCCUUUAUUUUUCUAAAUGCAAAAAGAUCGACAUGAAAGAUUUGCAACUGCACCAUGGAGUUGCUACCCCCCAAGUGGACGUUUUGAAUGUCGAUUUUACAUGGCGGAUUGGGGAGUCCCCCACGUUUGUGGAUGCUUUGCUAUGGAGUUGUCAUCCAAGGAGACUCAACCUAUGUUCAACAAGAGUAACGUUUACAUGCUUCGUUAAUCGUCUGAUGUAUAUGAAGAAUUUGAGUCACUCUCCUUCUCAUGAAAACGAGCCUUGGCAUAGUCAAUUAAAAGAAGUAAAAGUCUACAAACUUGAUAAGAAAAGUCAGAGUUGGUAUCCUGUAGAACUCAAAAGUGGAGAGCUCUCGAUAAAGACCGUUAGUGAGAGGGAGAAAUAUUUCUUUUUGUUAGAUUGGUGAUGCAGUUUAUUCUAUUGCAAAUUAAAUGCCCUUAUUCAUAGGAGUAUAGGACUGCACUUUAUUUUUUCUUUAUUUCUCACACUGUGCUAAAUAGAGCUCCUGAACCAGAUUCCACCGCUUUUAAAGAUAAACAAAAGCUGUAAAAGUACACUAAAAAAUAAGUGUUCGUUUGUUUCAUCAGCAUCUUGGCGCAGGUAACAUUGAUGUAGUUAUAGCACCGUAUAUUUCUCUUUUACUAAGCCAAUAUAAACCAAGGAACUCUCGUUUACUUCUUCUGAGAAGCUCAUUACAAGCUUAGCCCUGUACUCUGAAUCAGGCAGCAAACUGUUUUUCAUCAAAUAUAUGGAAAGAGCUUUACUUCUUUUAGUCUUCUAUCAUGAGGAUCAGAGGGUCUUUUGCAGUCGUAAAAUUUGAUGUUGGUUUAACUUGCCUAAGAUCAGAAUAUGGU